AUGGCCAACGACAGAGUCUUCGAAGGAUGGUGUGGUCUUGACAAGGAUGCGGAUCAAGGAAAGAUGGUCUGGCAAGGUUAUGACCCAAAGCCUUUCGAGGACACUGACGUCGACAUCGAGAUCUCCCACUGCGGUAUGUAUUGCCUUUCCUAUCCCGUGCAAGGCAAAUAUGCUAACGAUUACAGGUGUCUGUGGCUCUGACCUUCACGUUCUACGAUCUGGUUGGGGCCCGACCGACUACCCCGUGGUGGUUGGUCAUGAGAUCGUGGGCAAAGCUGUUCGAGUCGGAAAGGGUGUGAAGAGUGGGAUCAAGGAGGGCGAUCGGGUUGGUGUCGGAGCUCAGGCCGGAGCCUGCUUGAAGCCGGACUGCGACCAAUGCAUGCAUGACGACGAGCAAUACUGCAAGAACAACUUCGUCAUGACCUACUUCGGCAAAUGGCCUGACGGCUCCAAGGCACAAGGUGGUUAUGCCAAGUACUGGCGUGGCUCUGGCCAUUUCGUCUUCAAGAUUCCGGAUGCGAUCCCGUCGGAAGAAGCCGCUCCCAUGCUUUGCGGAGGUGUCACCGUGUACGCUCCGUUGAAGCAGAACGGCGUUGGACCGGGCAAGAGGGUCGGUGUCAUUGGCAUUGGUGGACUUGGUCACAUGGCGUUGAUGUUCGCCAAGGCUCUCGGAGCGGACAAGGUCGUUGCCAUCUCCCGUAACGACAAGAAGAGGGAGGACGCGAUCAAGAUGGGCGCCGAUGACAUGAUCACCACCGAAAGCGAAGGUUGGGAGACCAAGGCCGCCAACACGCUCGAUGUCAUCAUUUGCACGGUCUCUUCGCCCAAGAUGCCGCUGUCUGGCUACCUCAACCUGCUGGACGUCGGUGGCACCUUUGUGCAGGUCGGUGCACCCGACGACACCCUCCCACCCUUCCUCGCCUUCUCCUUGAUCAUGAAGAAGUGCAAGAUCGUGGGCAGCUUGAUCGGUAGCCCGAAGGAGAUUCGCGAGAUGUUCGAGCUGGCAGCCAAGUCCAAGCUGAAGCCAUGGAUUGAGAAGAGGCCAAUGUCUGAGGCAAACAAGACCAUUGUGGACUUUGAGGCAGGGCUGCCACGGUACAGAUAUGUGUUGGAGAACUAG
Messenger RNA from Lecanosticta acicola, 1120 nucleotides. The record is from the annotation of a GenBank genome assembly. NCBI's taxonomy places the organism in Eukaryota, Fungi, Ascomycota, Dothideomycetes, Mycosphaerellales, Mycosphaerellaceae.